AGUGACAUCAUAAAUGGGGAAAAGGCCCCAGAGAACUCAAUGCAGUAUGUGGUCUCAGUGCAGAACAUUUAUGGCCAUAUAUGUGGAGGUUUUCUUGUCACUGAAGACUUUGUGGUAACUGCUGCACACUGUGACAUUGAAAAGCCCACACAUGUUGUCCUUGGCAGCCACAAUAUCAAGAAGGGUUAUCAAAUAAAUAUUGAAAAAAAAUUUAAGCCCCGCUCUUACUCUAACGUUUGGUUGGGAAAUGACAUCAUGCUCCUUAAACUGUCUAGGAAAGCUCAGCUAGGAUGCAAAGUACAAAUAAUUCAACUUCCAUGUGCUGAAAUGAACGUAAAAGCAGCUGAAGUGUGCCAGGUGGCUGGUUGGGGAAGAAAUAGAACUGGUGGUGAAAAUGUCGAUGACCUGAGAGUGGUGAGCGUGUCCGUCAUUAACCAAUAUGUAUGUAGGGAACAAUGGCCCGGUCUUCCUGCCAAUGUUAUCUGUGCAGGUGGAUACGGCACAGACAAAGGAUUCUGUCAGGGUGAUUCUGGUGGUCCUCUGGUGUGCAACGGGUUAGUUGUUGGUCUUGCUUCUUUCAACAAAAAUUACAACUGUGCUUAUCCUGAUGUACCCAAUAUCUACACAGACAUCUCCAAACACCUUAAGUGGAUCAAUGGGAUUCUGCUAACUGCAACAUCUUCCUAA
Molecule: messenger RNA, 687 nt
Organism: Neolamprologus brichardi
Lineage: Eukaryota; Metazoa; Chordata; Actinopteri; Cichliformes; Cichlidae
Source: RefSeq, a predicted model, not a curated record